This is a messenger RNA of Protobothrops mucrosquamatus (brown spotted pit viper), 4335 nucleotides long. RefSeq names its product ADAM metallopeptidase with thrombospondin type 1 motif 13 (gene ADAMTS13). Gene Ontology annotation, molecular function: metalloendopeptidase activity. The transcript has 30 exons. The coding region runs from base 1 to 4335 and encodes 1444 amino acids. Lineage: Eukaryota; Metazoa; Chordata; Lepidosauria; Squamata; Viperidae. Gene Ontology annotation, biological process: extracellular matrix organization; proteolysis. Gene Ontology annotation, cellular component: extracellular matrix. The record is from RefSeq and is a predicted model, not a curated record.
AUGGUAAGCCCACAUAGCCACACAGCUUUGAAAGCUGAAAUGGCUUCCAAGUGCCAUCUGAGGUCCUGGUUAUCACCUAUUAAAGACCUAGGAGCCCUGGACAUGUGCCGAGUUCUCUCCUGCCACACCAAUUCGGCCGAUCAAUCCACCUGCUCUCGGCUCCAUGUCCCGCUUCUGGAUGGGACCGAAUGUGGGAUCAACAAGCCCUGCCUGAAGACCCAGAUGGACUUCAUGGAUGAGCAGUGUUCAGCAACCAACGUGAAGCCCCUCUACCUCCAUCGGCAGUUGCCUUCCUUCUACAAGUGGGUUUCAGCAGCCAGCUAUGCAAAAGGUACCUUGCAAGGUUUUAUCCGUGUGCGUGGCAAGAAGGUUUACAUCAGAGCGGUGAAGAAGCAACACCAAUGCUACUUGGUGGACCCCCAUCUCCUCAGGCCCCACAUCGUCUUCAGCAGUGUGCAGAACGAUUCCGCAUCAGCACAGACAAGUGGAAAGGUUUCGUCCCGGAUUCGCAGAGUGGUGGAGGAGAAGGUGAAACAUCUGGAGCUCUUGGUGGUGGUAGGGCCAGAUGUUCACCAGUUCCACAAAGAAGACACUGAGAGGUACAUCCUCACCAACCUCAACAUUGGAGCAGAGCUUCUUCGCGAUCCCUCGUUGGGUAUUCAAUUCAGAGUUCAUCUGAUCAAAAUGAUUGUCCUGACAGAGCCUGAGGAAGGCAUCCAGAUCACGACCAACAUCACCAGCUCGGUCCUGAGCGUCUGCAAAUGGAGCCUAAAGGUCAACCCAGAGAAUGACCUGGACCCUCGUCAUGCAGAUCUCGUUCUUUACGUCACCAAAUUUGAUCUAGAACUCCCGGAUGGAAAUAAGCAAGUACGUGGUGUCACUUCAAAGGGAGGAGCCUGUUCAAGGUCUUGGAGCUGCAUCAUCACCGAGGACACGGGCUUCGGCUUGGGCAUCACCGUUGCUCACGAGAUCGCCCACAGCUUUGGGAUUGACCACGAUGGGGAAGGGAACCGCUGCGUGGGAGACCGACACAUUAUGGGCUCCGAAGGGGGGCACAACAGCCUGGAUCUGACCUGGUCGGUCUGCAGCCGAGAGCAGCUCCAGGCAUUCGUCAGUACAGGCCAAGCAAGCUGCACAGAUGACUUGCCUGUGUUAAAGAGCAGUCUGCCAGAAGCAAAGCCUGGCCUAUAUUUUGGGGCGGAGGAGCAGUGCAAAGUUGCCUUCGGUUCGGGGGCUUCGGCCUGCACUUUCAGCUAUGAUGUGGACAUGUGCCGAGUUCUCUCCUGCCACACCAAUUCGGCCGAUCAAUCCACCUGCUCUCGGCUCCAUGUCCCGCUUCUGGAUGGAACCGAAUGUGGGAUCAACAAGUGGUGCGCCAAAGGACGCUGCAGUUCCCUAGAAGAUCUGUCUCCGGUUAGCAUGGUGCAUGGACAGUGGUCCAGCUGGACCUCUUUCUCUGCCUGUUCCCGGAGCUGUGGAGGGGGCAUUGCAACGAGACAGCGACAAUGCAACAACCCCAGACCUGCUUUUGGUGGCCAGCCGUGCCAAGGCGAAGCCUUGCAAGCCGAGAUGUGUAACUUGCAGCCCUGCCUGAAGACCCAGAUGGACUUCAUGGAUGAGCAGUGUUCAGCAACCAACGUGAAGCCCCUCUACCUUCAUCGGCAGUUGCCUUCCUUCUACAAGUGGGUUUCAGCAGCCAGCUAUGCAAAAGGAGAUGCUCUGUGCCAAUACAUGUGCCAGGCAGCUGGGAAGAACUUCAUGGUGAGCCGUGGGGACCGAUUCAUUGAUGGCACAAGAUGCAAGAAAAGCAGCCUGGUGGACAAGGAUACACUUGCUUUGUGUGUGAUGGGCAGCUGCAGGAUGUUUGGAUGUGACGGCCGGAUGGGUUCCGGAAAGAAGAUGGAUCCGUGUCAAGUAUGCGGGGGAGACGCCACAUCCUGCAUUAAUGUGAACGGCUUUUUCACCGAGGGAAAAGCGAGAGAGUACAUCACCUUCCUGAUGCUGUCUCCGAACAUCACCUCAGUCCACGUGGUUAACCGGAAACCCCUCUUCACCCACAUGGCUGUGAAAAUUCAAGGGCAAUACACCGUCGCUGGGAAAGGACUCAUUUCUGUAAACGUCACCUACCCUUCGAUCUUGGAAGACAACUGGUUGGAAUACAAGGUCUUUCUUACAGAGGACAAUCUGCCUAGCCUGGAGGAGAUUCACAUGGCUGGACCAGUCCAGGAAGACGUAGAGAUACAGGUUUAUAGGAAAUACGGGAAAGAAUACGGAAGCGCCACCAGCCCCGAUAUCGCCUUCAGCUACUUUAGACCGAGCGAAAAGGAGACCCACACGUGGACGGCCCACUUCAGCCACUGCUCCGUGACCUGUGGGAGUGGUACCCUGCAAGUCCGCUACUCCUGCUUUGAUCAGUCAACAGGUGAGAAGGUGGAUGACUUCUACUGCCUCAAGAGGCCAAAGCCUCCUUCUAGACAGGAAAGAUGCCUUAUGGAACGCUGCCAACCACAUUGGAAGAAAUCACAGCUGGGCCGAUGUUCUGCCCUUUGUGGCUUGGGAGUGGCCAUCUGGAACAUGACCUGUGUCCAGGUUGUUGAUGGGCUGGAAUCCACCGUGGACGAGAGGCUGUGCGCAGCGGAUCAGAAGCCUCCGGCCUUCGAGACUUGCUCCGUGAACGUCUGCCCGCUGGGAUGGAACAUGGGGUUGAAGUCCGAUGCUCUGGAAGACCAAGAACGGAUUGGAAAUCAGUCUGUAUAUGUCUGGAGUCCUUUGGCUGGAAAGUGUCCCGUCUCCUGUGGGGGAGGACGGAGGUGGCUGAGUUACGUCUGCUUGGUCUUCGACACGAAGGAGGAAACCGAGGAGAACCGCUGUAACCAGACCCAGAAACCAGCAAGCCGUCUAGAAGUCUGCAACCCGGAGCCGUGUCCCCCAAGGUGGUUUUACAAGCAAGGUUCGUGUAGCGUUACCUGCGGCGAAGGCGUUAUGCGCAAGGCCUUGUACUGCGCGCGAGAGACCGGGGAGGAACAGGAGGAAGAGGAAGACAUAUUGCCCGACGCGGCCUGUGAGGGCUCCCCGCGCCCCAAAGAGCUGGAAGCGUGCCACCUGCAGCCUUGCCCCCCCAGCUGGAGAGUGACCGAGCAUGGACCCUGCUCCUCUUCGUGUGGGCUUGGAGUGGCCACCCAAUCCGUGGCUUGCGUGCGGCUUUCCGGAGGCCGAGAGGUGGACGUGGCCGAGGGCCAGUGCCCAGAAGCGGAAAAGCCCCCCUCUGUCGUGCCUUGCCUUCUCCGCGUCUGUCCGUACGAAUGGGGCUUCACCAAAUGGACGGAGUGCUCUGUCUCGUGUGGAACCGGCAUCCAGAAGCGACAGGAUUUCUGCAUCAACCCCCAAACCAAGACACGGGUGAAUCCUCUCCUGUGCAUGCUUGUUCCUAAGCCCAUGAUGGUGAGAACGUGCUCCGUCACGCCCUGCUUCCAAGUGACCACGGUGAAGGAAGACCUUCGGCCUGAUGUCCCUGCGGCCACCCAGCCUCCAGGGGCAGAGAUCCUGACCACCCCCGAGGUUCCUCUUCCUCUCAAAGGACCGCAGGACCAGAACCUGGAUCUCCCAUGGUCCAAAGGAGAAGAUCCUCAGAAGAAAGAAGCCAAGGCUAAACCCUGGGGAGAUAUCUCAGACGAACCCAGUAUCUGUGGAAGGCAAUGGCUGAGCCCCAGUGGAUUAAUCAACAUGACGGGGGUACAAGCCAGGAUCUGCACGGUCGCCAUAGGCCGGCCUUUAGGGGAGACCAUCACCGUCCAGGUGUUGCAGAGUUCCUUGAACUGCAGCGCAGGAGAAAUAUUACUGUUUUCAACCCGGACCAUGUGGCGGAUGGCUUGUAAGAAGCUGAAACUGUUGAUGGUCAACACCCAAACCAACACACUGAUAGUGAGGCAACGUCGGCUGUUGUUGGGCAGUGGCGUUGUGCUGCGCUACACCAGCAGACUGGCGGAGAAGAAAUACCACCAAGCCUGUGAUAGGCAGCUGUUUGGUCCCCGGGGGCUCAUCCUGAAUCCAGGACCGUCACUGGAUGGGGAACGACAAAUGGCCUGCAGGAUAUUUAUCGAUGUGGCGCCCCACCUGCGCAUUGCCAUCCAUGCGGUGUAUGUGGAAUUCCAAACCACAGGCAACGAAACACACUCCAGCUAUAUCUCGAUUCGAGACGUCGAAUCCUUGAGGACUACCGUCUUCCAUGGGAACCGUCUUUUCUACUGGGAAUCCAUCGGCAGCCGAGCCGAAAUCGAAUUCAACCAAGCCCUGGCCAAUGUCAGCUUCCGAGCGGAGUACUGGACCAACAAAUAA